This is a messenger RNA of Somion occarium, 2972 nucleotides long. Lineage: Eukaryota; Fungi; Basidiomycota; Agaricomycetes; Polyporales; Cerrenaceae. The record is from the annotation of a GenBank genome assembly.
AAGUCGUUCACGAUUACUUGUGCUCGUCUUUGAGGCUGACCUGGUGCAUCGACUCUUACCGCUCUUCCUAAAUGAUAUGUCUUAUGUAGAUGAGUACCCUGGACGAUGCAGAAGGCAUUGCCAGCCCUAAGGUCGAAGGAGCUCAGUCGCCGCGAAGCAGUACUUACCGUAACACUGACAUAUCUUUAAAUUUACAGCCCCCGUGCCUUUUGCGAACUUUGGAAGAAGUGUGUUGCAGGAUAAAUUCGUUAUAUGAAUGUUUGUGCAACGCCUCCUUGUGGCAGUGCGCAAACAAAGACGUUCUUAUACCCGCUUGGAGUGAAUUCCGGUGCUGGCCACUCGGAUAAAUGCACGCGUCUUGGGCGCGUAACAACGCGAUCUGUCCUUUCUCCGCCCCAACCAAUCCGUCAUGGCAGCCAACUCCUCAAUGCCCUUUUCAGCUCCGGUGGAAGCAUAUCCUCCAGAGCCUCGGAUGGACGAACUGGCUGGCCAUGCAGUAGGAUAUAUGUCGGCUCCUGUGUUUUUGAAAUCCGUCAUGACUUUGCACGAGCCUGUCCCUCCCGUCCCAACGUCGACGUACUUCAAGCAUGUUUUGGAGUACCCAAUGAUGUCAGAAGAGGUGUUAUCCAAUCCUAUAAUUCAGGCUAUACACAGGUUGCGCCUCAUUCCUGGAUUUUUCUUUGAGUUCAACUCGCAGUCACACUUCGAGACCUCCCCGACGCAUUUCUCCCCUCUUUGUUUGUUUCGACGUACGGGAGACUCCUCACAAACUGAUUGGGAGAAUCAAGAGCUCAUUAUCGACAUACACACCGGCAAUGAACAGGACCCUUUUCCAUAUGCGUGCGGCGGAGUCGGUUCACCUAAGCAUGCUGAAGGUCUCCAGUCACGAAUUCGACUCGUCUCCGCUGUAAAGGACCAGUUUUGCCGUCAACACCGCACUUUCCUCUAUACACUGUCUAUCUGUGGCUCUCGAAUUCGGUUCCUCCGCUGGGACCGUUCUGGGGUGUUGCUUUCAGAAUCGUUUGAUGUCUGCUCCUUUGAAUGUCUCUUGAUUGAAUUCUUCUGGAGAUUUGCUCACAUGUCCGAUACCGAGCGCGGUUUCGAUCCUACCGCUGUGCUCGCAAGUGAAGCUGAAGAUCAUAUCCUACGAAACGCCAUUCGCGACUACUGCCUCUCUGCCGUUGAAGGAAAGGUUCGCGCGCUCCCCAACAUGGAGAAGACGAUCUCGCCAGACUAUCCUACUUACAAAGUCCGGGUUGGUGUCAAAGUCUCCCCUCGGUACUUUCUCAUUCAACGGCCUUUCUUCUAUGCCACAUCUGGAAACGUCUGCAGUAGAGCCACUCGUGGAUAUGUUGCAUACGAUAUAGCAAGAGAAAAGUUAGUCUUCUUGAAGGAUGGAUGGCCUUCGAGAUUCCUCAAUUCCGAUUCAGAGGCGAAAAUCUAUCGGGAGCUUCGGCAGGCGGGCGUACCUUUCCUCCCUGACCUCCUGUGGGCGGGGAACGUGUAUACUGACGGAAAACUUCAACUAACGCCCAAUCAUGCGUGGUCAGUUUGCGAUGUGGAGUGGAAGCGAUCCGGUAAUGUUUUAAACGAGCGGUACCACCAUCGUGUGGUACAGGAAUUUGCAUUUCCACUGGAUACUGCGAGAUGUUCCCGUGAAGCUGCUCAAGCUGUUCGCGACGCUAUUGAAGCACUCGCUGAGGCUAAGAAAUGGUGUAAUCGACUACAUUGUGAUAUCAGCUCUGGAAACAUCAUGUUGUCAAAUGCAACCGAUCCCACUACUUGCGCAAGAGGAAAUCUCAACGAUUGGGACCAGAGUCGAAAACCGCACUCCAAGGUCACAAAAUACAAGCCCCGGACUGGUACUUUCCCUUUCUUGUCAAUUGCUCUAAGUGCAGACCCUUUCAAAGAAAAUGAGGUACACGACGAUUACGAAGCAUGCCUUUGGGUCCUCCUCUGCACCGCUCUCCAGAAUUUCAGACACAAUAACCCAAAUUACGACCUUCGUCUGUUCAAUGAGAAGGAUCCUUCAUAUGUCGAUGAAAAGGGGAAAGAACACCUUACUGGUGGAAGUCUCAAGUAUUUAUACCUCGACGAAGGCGACGAUGUUACCUUUGCUUGUCAACCACUGAAUACUCUCUUGAACGACCUCCGCUCUUAUUGGCUGGAUUAUUACCACUGUCGUGCGGGUUACACGAUUCCUCUUGGACCAACCGAAUUCGAAGAAUGGCAUCAGGCCCUGGGCGAAUAUCCCACCGAAUUGCUCGCGAUAUUCGAUACGGCGCUAGCUCGCACAGAUUGGCUCGAAAACGACUCAGUAUCGACUAACCUCAAACAUCUUCGAUCUCAAUAUGCGAAAGUGAAUAUCAGGGAAACGAGCGAAUCUCUAGAUACGAACCAACCUUCACAAUCGGACGCGGGUAGCCUGAAGCUAAGAAGGUUCAAUACAUUCAACGUUCGCUCACGUCCACUUUCAAGACUAUCUUUGAGGCGCGGGAAGAAGCGUAACGCAUCUGAGAGCUCGACGAACGCCGACACAGAUGGAAGAGAACGGAAAAAGGUUAGGAUGGGGUCGGUAUUUGCCAUCAACAAGGGGAAGAUGACGCAUGAUGAAAGUUGCGACCCAGACGAUCGCGUUGCGAAGCCUUGCCCCUCUCUAAAACGUCGCCUACAACGCUUUGUGUCGAAGGCCAAAUCAAAGGUCUCUGGUAUAUUUAUCGGCACUCACAGGUUGUCAGCUGUCUUGUAGACAUGAGGCUGCUCCUGAAUCCAUCUUUUACUUAUACAUCAACUCUUGUAGCGAUUGUGGUCUAUUUGAUCUUGCUGUUGUCUAAGAGCUCGUGGAGCCUACACGAUUUGUAUUUGUUCAGAUCAUCUCUUUGCCUGCACGCGGGUGCACAUGAGGGUGUUAGCUAAACGAAGAUGCAAGGACGUGAGCAACCGUACUUGUGCUCUACUUGAUAAUUCCAUAA